UCAGAAUAUAAAUUGCACUCGAAAUGUAUAACACUUAACGUUUCCAAAGUGCGAGUCUGAAGAAGUUUCUCUUCGAGACUCAUAUUAUUAGACGCAUAGACCGUUGCUCUCGCCUUAAGCGUCGCAAAUCAAACCAAAAAUGCCUGGACCUUCUCCAAAUGCAUCCAGAAUUUCCCAGACUCCCGUAAGAUGUCGCCCGAGGGAGCCAUCUCGACGUACAAGAUGGAAAACAACUGGGAUAAAAUCAAUAUGUUCCAUCCUUUGCCCUCUUCAAGCUCUCCCAUAAGCCCGUCUCAUUGAAAUCUGGCCGAAGCACAGCAUCUCUAGUUGGGCUGUUCCAUAGUAUUUUUAAUCCAAAACUAGUGUAAUGACAGUAAUUUUAAAAUUACGUAGUUCGGACGAUUGAAGACCGAGCCAGUUCGUUUGUUUUCACACGCGUUACGUUCUCCUGGAUGACGUUUUGAGUGAAAAGUGCGUUCGAGUGUGGAUCGACGUGAUCUAAAGGAGUGGACGCUUUCGAAAAACAUAUGCGGUCCAAUUUGUGAGGUGGUUUUUUUUUUAGUUUUUCCAAUGUUUUCCGCUUCAUCGCAGCUUACGAAAAACAUCAAUCGCGCUCAAAACGUGGGACGUUCGUAUUUGCGGGGUACAUCUCCACAAUCGAUUUCCCUAUCAAAAAGAAUCCAGUGAAAAUGUAGGAAAAACUCUGACACGCCGAUAUCAAUAAAGGCAUUUGUUAGAAUGUUAUCAGAAAUAAGUGUGUGCACUUAGUGGAACGUUUAAGAUGGCAAUCUAACGCUUUGAAAAUGGCUAGAACGUCUCUUCUCUUCGUUGUGUUGCACCUGCUGUCCCUGAGGACCGUGCAGUGUGGCUGCGAGUACCGGGAGGGUGACUCAGAUUACGCGUGCAGUCUCAGAAUCUUCAAGAGGCCGGAUUCGACCUCCGAAGACGACGGCCACGUUAGGUUUAAGAGGAAGGCUUCUAAUCGCGGCAUAUCUGAUGUGUGGAGGAUGUUGAACGCAGAGAUGGUCAAGGAGGAACCUUUACAUGCGAAUUCGACGCCCAGGUUGAGCUAUAACGCAUCCUCGUCGCCGGUUCAUAAGGGGGGCCCCUUGUAUGGGGACCUCGCCACGAGCAGGGGAGACGAUGACAGGAGGAAGAGUUCGGGAGACAAGUUGAGCACGGUGCGCAGAUAUGGCACCCGCCAGGGAUUUUAUCCGGAUUCUAAUACGGAUUGUAAUUUCGAGGAGGAUUGCUCUUGGACCUGGAGGAAGGAUAUUGACCACGGUUUCUUCAUAGCCACGGCCAGGGGUUAUGCGCCGGGAAGUAGUGGGCCAAGGAGUGACGCCAAUGGCAGGGAUGGAGGUAGUUUCUUGCUACUUAGAGCGCCACGUGCAGAAACAGAGUAUCACCUAACCAGUCCCCUGUUCAAUUCUACGAAACCCACCUGUAAAUUGCAAGUGUGGAUUUAUCAAGAACAUAUGGAAAAAUCGGAAAUCAGGGUGGUCAUAGAUAAAUUGACCAAUUAUCCUCAAUCUCUUAACAAUCACACCCAGUGGGUGCUGGAUCACAUUCAUGGAACCAACGACAGAAGGUGGAUAAAUUACACGAGAUCCAUCGGGAAAGUAUCAGAAAACUUCAGGAUACUGCUAGAGGUGGUGGCCGCCAAAAACCAAAGUAGCAACGCCUCGUUGGCUUUCGACAAUGUGGCAUUAAUCAAGUGUUACCCUGAAGAUGAUGACACGUGUUCAGCUCCUCACCAGUUCCGGUGUAAAUCGUAUCCUCCUUGCAUCAACAACACCAAGAUUUGCGAUAUCACUGAAGACUGUGAGGAUGGAGAAGAUGAAAGACAAAACUGCGAUCAAAUGCCAUACGGGUCAAGGUGUUCCUUCGAGGACAAUAUGUGUGGUUGGUACAACUACAAUCAGGCCUUCAAAUGGGAAAGAGGCAAUGGAUCGACGCCUACAAACUUCACAGGGCCUUCAUGCGAUCAUACGUACAUGAAUGUAACCGGAAAAUAUGUAUUCGUCAACAUGCUUAAGGAAAAUGUUGGUUUCGCCAGUUCGGCCAAAUUGAGAAGCAUCAUAUUUAAUCCACCCCCGAUGGUGCAUGGAAACAUAUCCUCACAAUACUACAAUUCCUGCUCGAUUCGUUUUUAUUUGCAUCAGACGGGCAAGCACAAGAGUGGAUUACUAGUUCAGGUGACGGAACUCAGACCAAAUGAUAACUAUUCGAUAGACCUGACUUGGAGCUACAAUGAUUAUGGUGAUAGAUGGGUCAGGCAAUCUUUCAUUCUACCAAAUCUCACACAUAGGUAUUACUUGAGCUUCGAAGGUAAAAGAGGACUUCGGUAUAUCAGCGAUAUUGCAAUAGACGAUGUUUCUCUGAGUCCAGAGUGCUUUGGAUUGAACAUACCUGUGACAGAACUGAAGGGUUACAACUACUACGACCCGAUGGGCAACCACUUGAUUGGACGUGAGACUCAUAAGAACUUCCAGAAUAAAACAUAUUAUAAAAUAACCACCUGUGGUGCUACAGGCAGGUUUGGCCCAACUCCAGGAGACUGUACAAGGGCUUAUAAUAAAACUAAGGUUAAGGUCACAGUGCUUUACGAAUCCAGUUUGGGUGGUAUGCAGAAAUGGGUUGUGCCCCAGGAUAAUUAUUAUACCCUUCUUGUCUUUGGUGCUAGUGGCGGUAAGGGAAGCAGUGCCAUUGGAUCUUCGAGAGGUUCUAUGGUUCGAACAGUUGUGCACUUGAAGAAAAAGCAAGAGAUAAUCUUCCUUGUGGGACAGGAAGGAUCUAGCGCCUGCGAAAAGAUGUUGCACUAUCACAAUAAAACCCCUUGUUGGUCUGGGAAUCAGAAUUUAUCUAAGAGUAACGGGGAAAGUAUCAGGAUGAUGCUCAAUAUUACCAUAAAUGAUAGUGGUGGUGGUGGCGGAGGAGCAACUUUUGUUUUUGUGCGAAAUGGAACCAAGCACCAUAUACCUAUCGCAGUCGCAGCAGGAGGUGGUGGACUAGGGCUAGGAAGAUUCAUAGACAAUGGAAACCUACAUGGCCAGGCUAUCAAUAUUUCGAAGGAUCCUGUGCCUGGAAGAAUGUUUGGAAAAGAGUCAUCUGGGGCCGGAGGUGGAUGGCGAGGCGAAUUUGGUCUGGAAGUGCCGGUUAUGGGUAAAUCCCUGCUAGAGGGUGGAUUGGGAGGAAGAGCUUGCUACAACUCAACAGAUCACAGGGGCGAUGGUGGUUUUGGUGGUGGAGGUGGUGGAUGCCGUAACGGAGGAGGAGGUGGCGGUUAUGCAGGUGGUGAUGCCCCUUCGAGCAAUUCGACUAAUGGAGGUGGAGGUUAUUCCUUCCUCGAUCCAGCAAGAUCCGUACCAAACCUCUCUGAUGCUCAAUCGGGCUACAACGCAGGUCCGGGUUACGUCAUAAUCAUUGGCGCCAUCUCUGGGUGCGACUGCGAUUUCAGAUGCGUGGCCUUGGAUGUUAAGAGGUCCCAGGUGGCAUGUAUAUGUCCAGAUGGAUGGAUUCUCGAUUCAGGCGGCAAACUUUGUGUCCGUAAGUUCACAGCUGGCAUUGAUGUUGAUUAUGUAGACGGAGAAAGUCCUAGCAUCUCUAGUGGUCAACUAGACGCAUCCUGGUUGGUCAACUUCUUAAUCAUACUGGUGAUUGUUUUGACCAUCAUAUUGGCUAUAUUUUGCUUCGUGUUGUACAACCGGUAUCAAAUCAGGGCGUCACGAGAGAAAUCCGGUGCAGACUUGCAGCUUAACAGGCUCAGGAUGGAGUCCGACGGAAUGACGACUGAGUACAAUCCCAAUUAUGAGUUUGGUGGUGUUGUUUACACUCUAAAGGAUCUGAAGGAUAUUCCAAGGGCACAAUUGAGACUCGUAAAGGCUUUGGGUCAAGGCGCUUUUGGAGAAGUUUAUCAAGGCUUCUACAGACAAAGACCUCGCGACACUGUUGAGAUGCCAGUUGCAGUGAAAACACUGCCAGAAAUGUCUACAGCCCAAUCGGAGAUGGACUUUCUGAUGGAAGCUUUGAUCAUGUCGAAAUUCAAGCAUGCCAACAUCGUCCAUUUUAUCGGAGUUUGCUUCGAUAAGCAUCCAAGAUUCAUCGUUCUGGAACUGCUGGCUGGCGGAGACCUUAAAAAUUUCCUAAGGCUUUCCAGACCACAGGAAGGAGAAAGAGCUACAAUAACAAUGAAGGACUUGAUACUGAUAGCAAUAGACGUUUGCAAAGGGUGCAAAUAUUUAGAGGAAAACAGAUUCAUUCAUAGGGAUAUAGCAGCCAGAAAUUGUCUAUUAACAACGAGAGGACCUGGUAGGGUAGUUAAGAUUGCUGAUUUCGGCAUGUCAAGAGAUGUAUACAGGCAAGAAUACUACAGAAAAGGAGGUAAGGCCAUGUUGCCAAUCAAGUGGAUGCCUCCUGAAGCCUUCUUUGACGGGAUUUUCACUAUCAAAACAGACGUAUGGUCUUAUGGAGUGCUGCUCUGGGAGAUCAUGUCUUUGGGUUUCAUGCCGUAUACAGGCUGCUCGAACACGGAGGUUAUGCAGUUGGUCACUAGUGGGGGAAGGCUGGGUCGUCCUACUAACUGCCCAGAUCCACUCUAUGCACUGAUGAAACAGUGCUGGCAUCCAACUCCAGAAAAGAGACUUUCAUUCUGCACAAUUGAAGAAAGGUUGGGCUAUUGCGUUCAAGAUCCAGAUGUCCUGAAUACUUCACUUCCAGUUUUUGUACGUCGAGACUCCGAGGAGAGGGACAGUACAGUUAUGAGACCUUUGAACUCAGAUGAUAACUGCUUACAGGUGAUUCUACAGUCUUCGGAUUACCUCAUACCCAACCAUACUACUACAGUUCCCAACCUCACUUUUUCUACAUCUUCUGUUGAAAAUCUACUUCCGGAAAAUUCAGACAGUUGGGAGACGUCUUUUAUUAUGCCGAAUUCUAAAUCUACCCAGCCUCUUUUAACCGAGAACGAACAGAAUAAGGACGAUAAUGGUUCCGAAUCUCUGGACCUCCUGCUGGCAAUCAACAAUAUACCAAACGCGAAAGUGUCUCCAGUCUCUUUGCCCAGCAGCAUACUCAGCAACCACAACAACAACGUCAAGAACGACGCUACUACCCUGAAAGCAGGAAUCUCUCUAGAUGCUGGCGCACUUAUCAAACAGUCUUCGCCCCAGGCAAAGUACGCCAACGUUGCUGCUGGAGCAGCUGUUACAGGAAAUGGGGUUGUGGCGAACGGUCCUAAUAUCACGAUAGCCAACAGUACGAACAAUACAAAGUCGCCCAGUGUUUUCAUUGAGAAAAAUGAAAAGAACUAAGCUAGAUGUGAUAACGUAAAUUUUAAUUGUUGAUUUUCGUUGGUCGAAGAGAUAUAAGCCGAAUUAAGAAGAGGUAGUUGGGAGGGUCAAUCUCCUCCCUGGAAAUGAUACUAGCAAUAGUCUUUCGUUUCGAUCUGUUCAUUUUUUUUUAGUUGGUUACAAAUAUGACGUUGGCUCUCUUCAAAAAUUUUAUUAUCUCUUCGAUACCAAGAUGGGCGUUGAUUGAAGAGAUGAAAAUAAGGUUGUAUUAAAUUCGAUUUUAUUGUUUUGCUCAAAUUGAGUUUUUAAGGUUGUGAUCUCUGUGUUACUAUGAUAUUUCACAGUAUUGUUUAAUUGAUGUACCUAGUACUUCACAGUACGAUAUCAAUCAUAUUAUUCUUAUAUUAUUAAGAAAAAUAUUGUCAGUUGUGGAUUAUUUGUUAAGUUGGUAGUAUUGAUAUUUAGAUCCUUUCAAUUCUUCCAGAUGUUAUGCUCAACUUAUUCUUACCAGAAUCAUCCUGGUAACUGUCUCUGGGAAGUACACAAAAAGAUAAAACAUAUAAUGAAUAACUUACUUCUGUUUCAUUCCUCAAAUAAAUCAUUAUUUGUUUUACAGAUUUCGGACUUUAGAAUAGAAUUUAAGGCGUAAUUAUGAUGUUAUGGCAUUUUAUUUUUUAACGAAAAGUGUUUUUUUUAAUUUGAGAGGGAAUACCUUGACGUUAAUUAAUUUGAGAAUCAAUUUUUGUUCUAUUAUAUAUUGAAUGGACUGUUUUUAAGAAAUUUUAUAUGUAUAGUGAGAGUAGGAUAGACGCUAAAAGUAUAGACAGCAAACAUACAUUUUAUAUUUCUGUAUUUUAUAAUUUUCAUAACAUCACUUACUCAUCAUUUCAUUCAUUCUCAGUCUUAAUUUUCAUACAAUUCAUUUAAAACAUUCGACUCAAUGAAAGGUUUCUAUUCGAUGUUUUUCCAAGUUUUGACGUCAUCUGCAAAAUGCAUCUGAUUUAUCGAUUUCAAAUCCUCGAAAAGUUCUUUAUUAUUUUAUAGCAAUAAUUGUUUUCUUAAUAUAUUUCAUAUAACAAUACUAUUUGAGAUGAUUCGAGUUCAAUGAAAUUAUGGUAAACAUCAUUAUUUGAAUAAUUGAAUUAAAUUAAUUUUGAUAGGAAUUUGGACAAUUUAUGACUCAUUGAAAUUUUUGAAUGGAUGAUAUAUUUGUAAAUUAAGACAACGAUGGCUGUGUACUCGACUCAUUUUCAAGUCUUGUUUAGAUCUUGAAAUGAUGAACAUAUCCAAGGGCUCAGUUCCUUGAUAGGAUUCAGUCAAAAUUGUUACCAGUAUAAUCAAAUUUCCAAUCGUAAAAAAGCUGAGCCACAUAUCAAAAUUUGAAAACUAUAUUGGAAAGAAUAAAAUCAAGAGUGAACUACAGAAAAUCUAUUGAAACAUUUUAACAUUAAAAUUUCGAGCACGUUUCAAUUUUUGUAAGUAUACAAAAAUUUUUUUCUCUUCGAGGUACAAGAUGGAUUUUGGAGGCGAUGGUAUAACUUGGGACACCUGUUAGUUUGUGCAAAAUGUUCUAUACUCCAAGAUAAGUGUAAAACGACAUGCUGUUUGUAAACAUUGUUUCAUGUUUCAAAAUUGGAGGUAUCCAUAUGAAAUGAUAUUCCAAAAAAGUAAAUUAGAGAUACAUGAAAAGUGGAUUCGAAAGACAUUGAAUAUACUCGAACUGGAAGAAAUUGUCUUAUAACUGUCAAUUUUGGAACAUCAGAUAGCUGUCGAAUCAUCGUUGUAAUUUUCAUUUGUGACUCAUUUCACCUACACAACAUACAUAAAAUCGAAAUGAAAUGAAAAGCUUUAGUAAAUUUAAGAAUUGUACAUAAUAUCCAUUAAUAUGUGUUGGGAAGAUAUACAACCAAGAAAUAGUUAUUUUGAAACCCUAAGCGUUGAAUGUGCAAGUUAGUUUAUUUCAAAUGUUAAAUAACAUGAGAUGUUUUAAUGAAAGUGACUAGUGAAAGAUGAAGAUCAGUAUGUGAUAAAUUGAAAAUUUGAAUUUUUUCUUGUGAUCAAUCGUGAACGUCCAUUUAAUUCAUUUGUUUUUCCUUGAAGUAAGGAGUAUUAAGUCAGGUUAUAAGGGUAAGUUAUCGAUAAGACUGGAAUUUGAUGUGGACGUUUAUUUUGUCUUAGUUAUUGUUUCAAAAGAAUUAUUUCUUUCAUUGUAAAUUUUGACAAUAGGAUUUGUUUCAUGUAUUUUGCAUUGGAAGUCAAAAUAUAUACAACAUACUGUAUGUAAGUUAUGUUACGUAAAAUAUAUAAGUGUUACUAAUA
Harmonia axyridis is the source of this 7610-nucleotide messenger RNA. RefSeq names its product ALK tyrosine kinase receptor (gene Alk). The transcript has 20 exons. NCBI's taxonomy places the organism in Eukaryota, Metazoa, Arthropoda, Insecta, Coleoptera, Coccinellidae. Gene Ontology annotation, cellular component: membrane; signaling receptor complex. Gene Ontology annotation, biological process: positive regulation of kinase activity; protein phosphorylation; cell surface receptor protein tyrosine kinase signaling pathway. Gene Ontology annotation, molecular function: ATP binding; transmembrane receptor protein tyrosine kinase activity; protein binding. The coding region runs from base 804 to 5312 and encodes 1502 amino acids. The record is from RefSeq and is a predicted model, not a curated record.